GCUAUGUGGGCUAACAGAGGCUAGCUGUGGGUGUAAUCUUCCUCAGACCGUUGUUACUUCGUUCAGGUUUAUUUCUUCCAGCGGACAGAGGGGGGUUUCCGCCCUCAAGCUCAAACUCAAAGCUUUCUUCGUCGGGGAAAUGGACGGAGAGGAGGACGAUCUAAUGUCCGGGAACCGCUCCGAUGAUGGAGGCGGCACGCCGGUUCAGGAUGAACACCCAGCAUCAGAUGGCGAGGAGAUGAGGAGCGCCGGGCGCCGGUCUGAGGACGAGGGCAGCAACGACGAGGACGACGCCAUGGUGACAGGUGGCAGGGCCAGCGGCUCCGACAAUGAGGACUGCCGCAGGGCCGACAGCGACUCGGAGGGCGAGGGCCCCGGGGGCCGUGAUGACAAAAGUGACUCUGAGGCGGAGGCGCCGAGGCCCGCCGACAGCGACGAUGAGGAUGGCUCAUCUUCAGUGAAACGCAGGAUGAGCGCGUCCGAGGAGGAGGAGGAGUCGCCAGAAAAACGCAGGACGAGCGGCUCAGAUAACGAGGCCUCAUCGCCGCUCAAACGCGGAGCAUCCGACAACGAGGAGGGGGCGUCGCCGCCUCCCAAGCGGAGAGGGAGCAGCUCGGAUGUGGAGGAGCGGCCCAAAGCGGCUGCAGAAAGCGAUUCUGACAACGAGGAUGCCAAAGCCGCGGCGUCCCCAGAGCACCGCUCCAACGCCGACAGUGACUCUGACACAGAGACGCCUGCCAGACGCAAGGCGGCGCAGAUAGACUCGGACGAGGAGGAGAAACGGGAGGAGGAAGGAGGAGGGGAGAAGUGGAAGGGGGUCAUGCAGUCAGACAGCGAGGAGGAGGAAGAGGAAGGGCGGAGGAAGGCUGCAGCAGGAAGUGAUGGGGAGCAGCAGGAGGAAGAGGAGAGGCAGCAGAGAGGUGACAGCGAUGAGGACGACGAGAAGCCAGUGAAGCGGAAGAAGGCCAUCCUGUCCGACAGCGAGGACGAGGACGAGGAGAAGGCGGAGAAACCAGUGGCGAAGAGGAGCCGGGCGGUGUCGGACGACGAGAACUCGGACAGUGACGCCGACUUCGGGGGUCCCGAUAAAAGUUUGGCGGCCAAACUGAAAGAGCUCGGCUCAGACAGCGAGAGCGAGGAGGAUGACCGAGCGAAGGCGGCGGGGAACAAGGACGAGAAAGCGCUCUUUGGCAGCGACAGCGACUCCGGAGAAGACCAGGAGGAGAAGAUGAUCGCAGACAUCUUUGGCGAGUCUGGAGAUGAGGAGGAGGAGGAGUUCACGGGUUUCAACCAGGAGGACCUGGAGGGCGACGGCAAGGCGAAGCAGAAGGUGCAGGCGGAGGAGGAGGAGUCAGACUCUGACGAGGGCGUCGACCGCAGCGGCCUAGACACCAGCAUGAUGUCAGACUUCGACAUCAUGCUCGCCCGGAGGAAAGCCAUGAACAGCAAGAAGAGGCGGCACCGCGAUGGAGGCACGUUCAUCAGCGACGCCGACGACGUGGUCAACGCCAUGAUCACUAAGAUGAACGAGGCUGCUGAGGAAGAUCGAGCUCUAAACAGCCAGAAGAAACCAGCGCUGAAGAAGCUCAUGCUGCUGCCGCAGGUCGUCAUGCACCUGAAGAAGCAGGACUUGAAGGAGACGUUCAUCGACAGCGGCGUGAUGUCGGCCAUUAAAGAGUGGAUCAGCCCUCUUCCUGACAAAUCUCUGCCCGCUCUCAGGAUCAGAGAGGAGCUGCUCAGGAUACUGCAGGAGCUGCCCAGCGUGAGUCAGGAGACGCUGAAGCACAGCGGCAUCGGGCGGGCCGUCAUGUUCCUGUACAAACAUCCCAAAGAGUCUCGAGCCAACAAAGACCUCGCUCUCAAACUCAUCAACGAGUGGUCGCGGCCGAUCUUCGGUCUGACGUCAAACUAUAAGGGGAUGACGAGAGAGGAGCGGCAGCAGAGAGAUCUGGAUCAGCAGAUGCCUCAGAGACGGCGCCUAAGUUCUGGAGGUCAGACGCCUCGCAGAGACCUGGAGAAGCAGCUGACCGGAGAGGAGAAAGCUCUGCGGCCCGGAGACCCCGGGUUCUGCGCCCGGGCUCGAGUCCCGAUGCCCUCGAACAAAGACUACGUGGUUCGACCCAAAUGGAACGUGGAGGGGGACUCCAGCAGGGGUCCGAUGAGGAAGAGUUUGUCCCGUGUUGAUAAACAGAUGCGUAGAUUUGCUGACAUCCGGCGCCUGACGAAGACGGGUCACGCUGUUAAAAUCAGCGUGGAAGGCAAUCGAAUGCCGCUCUGAUUAAUUUUUUUUCUGCUCUAAACUCAGUAGGAUUUAUCGUUUUUACUUUUUAUUGUUUUGUUUCUGAACAAACCCGCAGCUUUGCCCUCCUCAGGUCCAGCUCUGCCUUACUGAAUAAAGGGGCUGAUGUCAGACCGUGUUGGCUUCAGUCCAAAUGUGUUAUCUGCUGUAAACUUGUCUGUUCUCUGAACAAAACGCAUGAAAUACUCCAAAAUGAUCCAAAAAUAACGUUUCCUAAUGCUAACAGUUUAAUUAUUUGCUUUAUUGUUUAACUUGUGUUAGCAGUUAGCUUGAUUAGCUUGACCUGAAAAUCAGCGAUAGUCGCAGUGUUAACAAAUACUGGCGUCACAUAGUAUUUUCUUUUCUUUUCUUUUUUGUUUAUUAUUGGCAAUAUUGGCAGCAUUUUGUAUCUCAAAGUCUAAAAUGUUAGCGAGUGUUUGUAUUUUUUCAAGAUGAAGCUGUUAUUUAUGAUGAUGUCGUAUCAAAAGCUGAGUCAUGUUAGCAGUCAUCUACAUUUGCUAUGCUACGGAGCUAAUAAAAUCUGUAAAAAUAGCUUACUGUUUUAGCUUUAUCUCGGCUCUGAGUGACUUGGCUGUAAAGCUAGCAUAACAAAAAUUAUGAUGUUAUUGUUAGCAAUCUACAUUAGCUUUGUCUAAAAAAAAAAAGAAAAAAAAAGUGCAGCAAUAGCUUAUAUUAGCUAGCUAUGUUAGCCUUAUGUCAAAACUAUUAAGGUCUGUAAGCCUUCUAAGCCAACAUUCAUGUUUAUCUAUAUGUUAACAGUGAAUAUUGAACUAUGGCCACAUAUUAUUAUCAGCCCUGUCACUUUACAUUCUUGUGUUCUUUUAAGUAGAACAUCGUUGUUCACCUUUAAAUUGGUGGUGAUGCACGGUUCAUUGGGCGGAGUUAGUGAUCACAUGUUUUAAAGUAAACCUUAAUAGUUUCUAGCUAUCAAUAAUGCAGACAUCAGUAAUUUAAGUUAAUGCUAUAGACCUUAAUAGUUCUAAGGAAUGGUUAACAUAGAUAACUGUGACGGCUUCAAAGUGAAACUAACAUCAAAGCCAUUUUAGCUUUAUUAACUGGCUGUUUUGGUAGCUAGCAUUGAGCUAUAUAAAAAAAACCCAAAUUAAUUAAAUAAAGGCUAUCAUAUUAGCUAAUGUUAGCUUCACCUUAAAGGUGACAGCUAUUUUUAGCUGUCAGCAAAUUACACUGUUAUUAUCUUAGCUGGUUUGGAGGUGAAGCUAAUUUUAUUUAUAUUUAUCUCUUAGCCCAGUUUUGGAAGUUAGCAUGAUAACACUGACCUUAGGUAAAGCUAAUUUAACAAAGGCACUGAUUUUUGCAGGUAGCAUCACAGAUAAAAUGUUGAUUUUAAGCAUUUGAGCAUUUUUGGCUCACAUUAGCAUAAUGUCAUCUGAUUUAACCGGCUGUGUUCUUAACAAUAGCUAAUGUUAGCUGUGAGCUAGCAUUGUCCUAAACUUCUGUAUUCUUAUGUAAGCUUCAAGCCAUUUGCCUACAUUUAGACUAAAUUGCUCUGUGGUAUUAGCUUGUAUUAGUAGUUAGCUUGUUUUUUUUUUUCUUUCUUUCUUUCUUUCUUUUUUUUUUAUAUAUAUUUUGUAAACUGCCAUGCUGACAGAGUUGCUGGGUUAAAGAUGAACGUGUUGUGUAAUCAGGGGAUCAUUUUGGAGUUUCUUGUCCAGAGUACAUUCAAGUUCUCUGGUUUGGAUUUGAGGGUGAAGUCUCGUCUGCGCUCUCCGUCUCUGAAUGUGAAGGUGUUUGUAUUUUGCUGAUAGUCCGGUCCAUUAUCUCCCUUCUCUGCUCCCAUAGCAGCUGUACAGAAGUCCUCGGUGGAUGAGUUCACACAGGAAAUGCCGGGACUCUGAUUGAUCCGGAUCAUCCGUGGACUGUGUGAACCAGCCGUUCUGUGUGCACUGUUCUGGAUCACAUGAUCUUUUCUUAAUAAAGACUCAACAGAAACUCA
Molecule: messenger RNA, 4253 nt
Organism: Pelmatolapia mariae (spotted tilapia)
Lineage: Eukaryota; Metazoa; Chordata; Actinopteri; Cichliformes; Cichlidae
Product: protein IWS1 homolog
Exons: 15
Coding region: 140-2278 (712 amino acids)
Biological process (GO): poly(A)+ mRNA export from nucleus
Cellular component (GO): nucleus
Source: RefSeq, a predicted model, not a curated record